CCUACAUUUACCCUUAUAUUUAAGAAAUCAACAGCUAAGUAUCAAGAACCAGAAUGUAAUAACACUACAAGAUGCAGUUCACACAUACGCAAUUUUACACUUCUUUCUAUAGGAUUGCAGCUCUGCAUUUCCUUGUGUCACUCCUCAGAAGACAAGAAAUCCCAAAAAUCUACUUCUGAGAAACAAGGCCCAGAAGAUCAUCUUUAUGUUCUAGAGCACAAUCUUCACCAACUGAUCAGAGAGUUCCACAAGCAGACCCUGAGCAGCAACGUGAUGCCUCAUCCGGCUAGCGCUCCUUUUGGCCACAAAAGAAUGAGGCUGGCAGGACCUCAGGCGCUGGAUAAAAACGAAAUCGGUUCCUUGCAACCCAGCGAGGGGCUGCUGGAGAAGAUCGUAAAGCAAGCAAAGCACAUCUUUCUGAGACGUGCGACUGCUCGGAUGAUCGACAGUCUUGCCAGCCGAAUCGAGGAUCCCCAGAUUCAAGCCCAUUGGUCCAACAUCAAUGACGUGUACGAGUCAAGUGUCAAGGUUCUGAUUACCUCCCAAGGCUACGAGCAGAUAUGCAAUACGGAACGGUCCAGAAAGUGGCAGUAAAAUCAUGGUGCAAUUCCCACGGUGCCAGUGCAAAGAUCUUCCUAAAAGUGACGUGUUGCAAGACAACAAAUGGAAUUACCUGCGUGGCCCCUUCAAGGAAGUCCAGUGGAACAAAAUGGAAGGACGUAAUUUUGUAUACAAAAUGGAGCUUCUCAUGGCCGCACUGACUCCUUGUUCCUAGGUCAGGGGUUGGCAACCUUAAACAGAG
This is a messenger RNA of Thamnophis sirtalis, 802 nucleotides long. The record is from RefSeq and is a predicted model, not a curated record. NCBI's taxonomy places the organism in Eukaryota, Metazoa, Chordata, Lepidosauria, Squamata, Natricidae.